Molecule: messenger RNA, 2139 nt
Organism: Microsporum canis CBS 113480
Lineage: Eukaryota; Fungi; Ascomycota; Eurotiomycetes; Onygenales; Arthrodermataceae
Product: acetoacetyl-coenzyme A synthetase
Exons: 2
Coding region: 1-2139 (712 amino acids)
Biological process (GO): lipid metabolic process
Cellular component (GO): cytosol
Molecular function (GO): acetoacetate-CoA ligase activity
Source: RefSeq, a predicted model, not a curated record
AUGCCGUUCAUGGAUCAGCCAGAGACCAACGGCAAUGGCCAUUUGAUGGAGCCCAAGGAGCUCUGGAGGCCGUCGAACCCUGAGUCGACGCAGAUUUAUCAAUUCAAGAACCGCAUAAUCCAGAAACACGGCCUUUCGCUGCAGGACUAUCACGAUUUGCGGGAAUGGAGCAUUCGCAGUCCCGCCCUCUUCUGGGAGGAGAUAUGGCAUUACACCGGCAUCAAGGCGCACAAGACCUAUGACAGCGUAUUCGAUGAGAACGCUCCUCUGUUUCCCCGUCCGUCCUUCUUUCCAGGCUCGUUGCUCAAUUUCGCAGAGAACUUGCUCUUCCCUGCCUGCAAUCCGAAUGAGGACGAGAUUGCUGUCAUAGCUGCUACAGAGUCCACCCGCGAGAGCAUCUCGUGGAAGAGCCUCCGAGAGCGAGUUCGUGUCUGCGCACUUGCUUUGGAAACAGUUGGUGUUACAGAGGGAGACCGUGUUGCAGGAUUUGUAGGCAAUCAUGCUAAUACCCUGAUUGCCAUGUUGGCGGUCACUUCGCUUGGCGCAUUGUGGAGUGGUGUCUCGACCGAUACUGGUGUGCAUGCGGUCUUGGAGAGAUUGCGGCAGAUUGAACCCAAAGUGCUCUUCGUGGAUAACGGAGCUGCGUACAAUGGCAAAGUUCACCCAACUCAGUCAAAGGUGGCCGAGGUUACAGCCAACUUGGAAUGUCUGGACCUGGCCAUCGUUAUCAAUGCCGUCAAGGACUACCCAUUUGACAUUUCGGCCGUUAGGCCUCCAAAGGGGAAGAGUGUGACACUGCAGGACUUCCUCUCUUCUGCGCAGGCCAUGUCGAAGCCAUUGGACUUCAAGUAUCUGCCGCCAGACCAUCCCGUGUACAUCCUAUAUUCCUCAGGCACAACUGGCGCCCCCAAGCCCAUCGUCCACGGAGCUCUCGGCACUUUGAUACAGCAUAAGAAAGAGCACGUUCUUCACUGUGAUAUGCGCCCUGGUGAUCGCAUGUUCUACUUCACAACCACGACAUGGAUGAUGUGGCACUGGCUUGUUUCCGGCCUCGCCAGCGGAACCAGCAUAGUUCUCUACGAUGGAUCUCCGUUCCGUCCUCUUGACCCUGAAAACGGCAAGGGAGACAUGGCAAUGCCCCGUCUGAUUGACGAACUCCAGAUCACCCACUUUGGAACUUCCGCCAAAUACCUAUCAGUACUGGAGCAGAACUCUCUGAACCCCAGAGAACACCCCUUUAAACCCGUCACUCUCAAGAGCCUGAGAGCCAUAUUUAGCACCGGGUCUUCCCUUGCCCCAUCAACAUUCGACUAUGUCUAUUCCUCGAUUCACCCAGACGUAAUGCUAGGCUCCAUCACCGGAGGAACAGACAUCAUUUCCCUUUUUGGUGCCUGUUGCCCCAUUCUGCCCGUUCACCGGGGUGAAAUUCAAUGCUGUGGCCUCGGAAUGGCGGUUUCUGUCUUCGACUACGCCGGAAACGACAUCGGUGCCUCCGACGAUGCUGGAGACCUUGUCUGUCUUAAGGCUUUCCCUUCACAGCCAGUCAUGUUCUGGCCUCCUGGUCCUGUUGGUGCCGAGAAAUACCGAUCCAGCUACUUUGAAACCUUUGGUCCGAAAGUCUGGCACCACGGAGACUUCGUCCGCAUAAACCCCGAGACCGGUGGGUUGGCCAUGCUAGGACGCAGUGACGGGGUGCUGAAGCCUGCCGGCGUCCGUUUCGGAAGCGCAGAGAUAUAUAAUGUUAUUCUUAAGCAUUUCGCAGACGAGAUCGAAGAUUCUCUCUGCAUCGGCCGGAGACGUGAAGGAAUCGAAACUGACGAAACAGUAGUAUUAUUCGUGAAAUUAAUGGGCUCAACCCCAGCCUCCUCGGGCACAUCAACGCCUAUUGUCCUCGAAGAGCCAAAGAGCCUCUCACAGGAUCUUAUCACUCGCAUACAAGCCGCCAUUCGCAAGGAACUGAGCGCUAGGCAUGUCCCGGCGAUAGUAGAUUCUUGUCCCGAGAUACCCGUCACAUCCAACGGUAAAAAGGUCGAGAAUGCAGUGAAGCAGAUUCUGUGCGGGCUCAACAUCAAGACAGGCGCCAGUGUUGCCAACGCCGCCUGUUUGGACUGGUACCGCAAAUGGUCUAAUGAGCACUAG